AUGCCCACGCUUCUACCUGUAACUACUAAUUCUAGGAUUGUCAUUCCCUUAAAUGGUAAUGGGAAUGAAUUUCACAUGAAUGGGUCUAAUACCUAUCAAAGUAUAGCCACAGGUUACCCAUUAUACAGCGGUUUUGGUUUUAAUCAAGUUCAAACUAUAGGGUCUAAUCAUCGAGGAAUAGAUGAGAAGCUGAGAAUAACCAUGGCCCUCAAGUCAGGGCUCGAAAGCGAAAUAGAUUGGGCUUUGAGUACCUUGGCAAGAAAUUCUAUAAACCCCUAUCUCCAUUUUGAAAACGAGACGUUUAUAGCAUUGGAGUUAAUCAAGUAUUUUUACUUGCCGUUUCAAUUGAUCCAUGAAAAGAGAUUCAAGUCGGUAUCGCAGCGAAUAAUCACCCAUAGUUUAGAUGCCCUUUUAAUUCUAAGAAACUCGGCGCAAGAAUUGGGCAACCAGCAAUGGUUAUCUCAAAUUGUAAAUUUCAAAAAACAACUUAUCGAGAUUCUCAAAAUAUUGUCCAGUUGGUUCUUCAAGCCGGGAGCACAAGCACACGAGCUUGUUCAUUUCGAAAAUCAGUUUGCAGAAGCGUUGAACUAUGUCAUUGACUUGCUAGAGCCACUAACAUGCUACUACAUAAAUAAUAGUAAAAACGACAUCUUGUUCAACACUUUGUUGCAAAUCUUGAUGGCCACUAACGAUAAGAACUUGUUUAUUGAUGUAUUGAAGUGCAUUUCGCAUUUGCUCAUUACCUGGGAUAAGAAUGCCAAGAUCGUUGAAGAUGACGAAAAUGACAAUGACAAUGACAAUGACAAUGACAAUGACAAUGAUAAUAAUGGCGUUCAUAAUGAUGACGACGACGAUGAAGAUGGAACAAAUAUUGGACAAGAAGAAGAAGAGACAAAGAUCACAAACAACUGCAUUGACGCGCUAACUAGCGGGCAUUUAGAGCACAUUGUAGAAAAACUAAUGGUUGCUGAUAAUGAAUUAAACUAUGCAAUAUUGAAAUUUUUGAAAAUGUACCUUUUUUCAGAAGCAUUACAUGAAGACUACCCAUCAUCAGUGAAGGAGUCGCAAAGGUUUAGAUUGAGAAAAUUAUUACAACUUUCGUCCACGAGGGCAAACUAUGAAACACUAGUUAAGCAGCUUCCUCUAUUAUUGGUGUCGAAUUUACCCUUGAAAGAACCAAACGAGUUGCAACAGGUACCGGUAUUCAAUUUAUCGAAAAGAACGCAAUAUGUUAGUGCUCCAACGUCUGCCCCGGAGUUGACAAGUGACCUUUAUAAAAUCAUAUUACUUUUCCCGGAGCCAGCUAGGGCCACUACAUGGUUGCAUUGUUGUUAUGAACCGACAAUGUCUGAACAAGUUGAAGUAACUCAAAUAUCGAUAUGGAAAGCAUAUGAAACUCAAUUCCAAGAAGUGUGGAAACAGGAUCCAAAUGCACCCCACCGUAACCGUCCGCUACGCCAGUUAUUACCCGCGGUGGAGUUUAUCAAGAAUGUAACAAAGGCAUUCCCCUAUGCCGAAGCCAAAGUUCUCAACAUCCCACAACCUGGCGGCGAGCCCCCAAAAAGGAAGUUUAUCAUCAAGGGGAUUCAGCCACGUCAAUUCCCUGCAAGUAUCGAAACGGGCAACUAUGAAGCAUUACGUCCAUUAUCCGAGAAUGUUAUUCAACAACAGAGCAACAGUACAUUAUCAAUAGGCCAUAUCGAUUGUACCAAAUUUGAAAAAUACGUUGCUAAAGAGCCAUCAAGUAUCUUGGCAGCUGAAACUAAUAACCAGCUUUCCAAAAUGCAUAUGGAUGCAAUAAACCAAAUAAGCUACGAAUUAUUGGAUUACAUUGUUCGUGAAAUUUUAGACCUGGACAGAAGUAGUAGUAGUAGUAAUCUUCACGACAAAGACGCUACUGCAAAGAAUCUCUUUAAAUUCCACAACGCUCAUUGGAUACUAGAUUUGGUCUAUUACAAUCCUUCAUUACUCGACUCUGGGAUCAUAAAUAACCACUGGUUAAAGUUAACGGUGCUAGGACUUGUUGGAUUCUGUGUUAUUGGUACAGGCAGUAUGAUUUUCAAUGUAUGGGCUAAUUCCGAUUAUGCUCCUUGGAACAAGGAAAAACUCAAGUUCGAAGAGGAACAAUACCACGAUGCUAGAGGUACAGACAAAUCGUCAUGA
Molecule: messenger RNA, 2163 nt
Organism: Lodderomyces oxycetoniae
Lineage: Eukaryota; Fungi; Ascomycota; Pichiomycetes; Serinales; Debaryomycetaceae
Exons: 2
Coding region: 1-2163 (720 amino acids)
Biological process (GO): regulation of DNA-templated transcription
Cellular component (GO): RSC-type complex
Molecular function (GO): DNA binding
Source: RefSeq, a predicted model, not a curated record